This is a messenger RNA of Apaloderma vittatum (bar-tailed trogon), 1362 nucleotides long. It is a transcript of the gene FBXO47, whose product is annotated as F-box protein 47. Gene Ontology annotation, molecular function: protein binding. Bases 1 to 1362 code for a protein of 453 amino acids. The transcript is spliced from 10 exons. NCBI's taxonomy places the organism in Eukaryota, Metazoa, Chordata, Aves, Trogoniformes, Trogonidae. The record is from RefSeq and is a predicted model, not a curated record.
AUGACAUCUGCUGCAGAGACCAGCUACACCUUGAUCCCAAACCAGAAGUACAGACGCAGUAACCGGCGCUCCAGACAGUGCUGCAACAGCUUGGACACAGAUUCCCAAGUUGUGUCAGCACUCGGGUAUUUUCAAGCACUUCCAUUAGAGAUCUUUCAGAUGGUAUUGAAUUAUCUUUCAGUGAAGGAUAUCAGCAUGCUGAGCAUGGUGUCGAAAAGCAUCAGCAACCGCCUUACAAAUUACAUCUCGACCCCGUCAGGAAACCGACGGUUCUUACUGCAAGACUUUCAUAACCUCGAGCUACCUGGCAAGAGAGAAGGACUCCACAUUUUCGAGCACUACAAAUCUCUAGGACUGUUGCUUAAAAGAUGCACACUCCUACUGCCCACGAAGGACAGGCUGAAGUACAUCCACAAGAUUCUCUCCGAAGUUCCCUGUUUUAAACUUAAUGGUUGUCCAAGUCCUUUGCAUUGUUUAGGCUUACAAUGCUACGGUGUGUUCUUACAGAUCCUAACAGCAGGCUGGGACGAACUCGAGUGCCACCGGGUUUUUAACUUCCUCUGCGAGCUGAGCAAUUUACCCCGUAAAGUGCAGACAGUUGUCAGCAGCAAACCGGGAAGCGCCCGAAAGCUCGAGCUGCGGAUCAGGUUGUACUGUCGUGAGGUCUUGCUGAACCACUGGAUUCAUCGAAGCGAUUCUGCCUUUUGGUUGAGUCGCAUUCUAAAGCCGUGGCCCAUCGUCAAUCAAGCUCGCCUGCUGUACAUCAUCUUUGGGCCAGUGUCCCCUCUUGAUGGACACGUGGUCUGGCAGAAAAUGAUAGAAGGACCAACAGAUGAGAGCAGUCUGAAAGGUCUGGCAGACGCGGUUAAACUGCUGUUCGAUACAGAAGCUAGAGAAUGGACAGCAGACGAUGUUAUCAGUCUCGUGGACGAGCUGUCAGUUGUUCCUAGGGAGUGGCUCAUGGAGAACAACGCUCGGCUUCUUAUUCUCAGCGGAAACAACAUUUGCUUCACUUUCAUGGCCAGUAAAGCUGUGAACGGGAGAGCCGUCGAGUUAGCCAGGCUCGUGGUCUUCCUGACUUUGGUCUGCGAGAAGGACCUGUACUGCAUGGACUGGGCGGUAAAAAUGAUGCAGAAGGUCUGCAAAGUUUUCAACACCCUGGCAGAGAGAAACAACUUCCUGCAGUGCGUGGAGAAUGCCUUCGCUCACACGAUCAUGGACAUGAUGCAGAACGUCCUGUCCGGGGAUCAUGACGAAGAGGACAGCAGCUUUUUUAAUCUGUUUCACCUUGUCAACGCACAAGCGAACUUCCAUAAGGAAAUCCUGUUCAUGGCCAUGAGAAGCGACAGCAACCCCGCUUGA